Filobasidium floriforme is the source of this 378-nucleotide messenger RNA. RefSeq lists its product as uncharacterized. The record is from RefSeq and is a predicted model, not a curated record. Gene Ontology annotation, cellular component: PcG protein complex; transcription regulator complex. Lineage: Eukaryota; Fungi; Basidiomycota; Tremellomycetes; Filobasidiales; Filobasidiaceae. The coding region runs from base 1 to 378 and encodes 125 amino acids. The transcript has 3 exons. Gene Ontology annotation, molecular function: DNA-binding transcription factor activity, RNA polymerase II-specific; RNA polymerase II cis-regulatory region sequence-specific DNA binding. Gene Ontology annotation, biological process: regulation of transcription by RNA polymerase II.
AUGACUGCCGAAGACAGACCCGCGAUCUGCCGGUACAAUCCCGUACACCCCGAUUACUUGCGCGCGGUCUCGGCAGGCGAGAUUCCGGAUCACUUUCAGUGUACAAAACGCUUCACGAGGAAGAGCGAUUGCGCCCGACAUGAGCGAAUACAUACAGGUCAUAGACCUUUUGCCUGCCCAUUGCCUUCGUGCGGGAAACGAUUCAUCCAAAAAUCGGCUCUCACGGUGCAUAUGCGAAUACACACAGGAGAAAAACCCCAUCCUUGCAUUCUCUGCGGGAAAGCCUUUGCCGACUCCUCUUCGUUGGCUCGGCAUCGUAAGAUCCACAGUGGGAGCCGCCCUUACGUGUGUACUGCACCUGGAUGUGGGAAGAGGUAA